CUCAGCUGAUCAAAGAGUUGGUCCAGUUACAAAUGUACGCCAUGAGAAACAGAUUAUUGCAUUCGUUUUUGGGUCUUAUGUUGACAGUACUGCCAACGUUAUGUUCGCCAGUACCACAUUUGGAAAGGAUUGUAAAUGGGUACAUAGUUGAUAUAACAGAUGUGCCCUAUCAAGCAGCGUUGAGGCGGAAAAUGAUUAGCGGGUGGGUUCACUCGUGUGGUGCUGUAGUGAUCUCCGAUAGGAGUGUGCUGACUGCGGCCCAUUGUGUGAAUACAUACGACGAACAACAGAUAUAUAAUCUUCAAGUUACUGUUGGAACAACCAAUCGUCUAACCGGAGGCACCGCUUACGAAGUCUCAAAAGUAAAUGUCCACGAGCAGUACUCAUCAGAAACGUUGGAGAACGACAUUGCUGUAGUUAUUGUGCAUGACACAAUAAUUUUCAGCGAUUCGGUGAAUAAAGUAAAUUUGCCGGGACCAGAAUUUAAUAUUGAAGUAGGAGCAACUGCAGUAGUGUCUGGUUUUGGCCAUACUCAGUUUGCAGGCGAGGCAUCAUCAGACCUGUUAGCAGCUCUCGUAGAAAUCGUUUCCCAAGCGAAAUGUGCUAGAGCAUACCGAAGCAUCGCUUCAAUAUAUACCGGGAUGAUCUGUGCUGCCGGAAAGGAUCCACCUAGAGACGCGUGCCAAGGAGACUCGGGUGGACCAUUAGUUACUAACAAUACAGUCAUUGGCAUCGUUUCCUGGGGAGAAGGUUGUGCAAAUGAAGCAUACCCCGGUGUUUACACUAGGGUAUCUGAAUAUACCGAUUGGAUACAGAGCAUUCGUUAUAAUAAUUGAAAUAAAUGAAUACUUUUUGAA
Leptidea sinapis is the source of this 857-nucleotide messenger RNA. RefSeq names its product trypsin 5G1-like. The coding region runs from base 33 to 836 and encodes 267 amino acids. Gene Ontology annotation, biological process: proteolysis. The transcript has 4 exons. Lineage: Eukaryota; Metazoa; Arthropoda; Insecta; Lepidoptera; Pieridae. The record is from RefSeq and is a predicted model, not a curated record. Gene Ontology annotation, molecular function: serine-type endopeptidase activity.